Aureobasidium subglaciale EXF-2481 is the source of this 2253-nucleotide messenger RNA. RefSeq names its product GMC oxidoreductase. Lineage: Eukaryota; Fungi; Ascomycota; Dothideomycetes; Dothideales; Saccotheciaceae. Gene Ontology annotation, molecular function: flavin adenine dinucleotide binding; oxidoreductase activity, acting on CH-OH group of donors. The transcript has 4 exons. The record is from RefSeq and is a predicted model, not a curated record. The coding region runs from base 378 to 2204 and encodes 608 amino acids.
CCAAUAUGUAUCAGCAAAGUCCGUUACACGAGUUUACGAACCGCUGCAUGUCUCUCUAGCUGCAGCCUCGGAUGCAGAUGGAAUGCAGUCCCUUCGCUAAGACUCAGCACUUGAUCGUUCUGACAAUGUCUGCUGAUUUGUCCACAGCUUGUAAAGUUCAGACCUGCAGAGAAAUCGGUCCCGCUGAGUGCACAAUCUAACACGAUUGGGCAUCGUUGGACUCUGGCGACCACACCGGUUGAUCCUAUAACUCUGCCGCAUAGGAUUUCACCCCUGCGCUUCCGUCGCCAAGAGAGCUUGUGUAUAUAUUUUGACGUCUGCUGUGUAAGUCGAUCGUUCAAACGGCACCACUCUGAUCACUCUAUCUUGUUUCCAUCAUGACCCGUUCGUGGUUGCUGUACCUACCAGCUUUUUGCAUUGGAAAUUUUGCCAGUCCAUUGAUUGGCUCUGUUCAGUAUGACUACAUCAUCGUUGGUGGUGGUACAGCUGGAUGUGUGCUUGCCAAUCGUCUUUCGGCAGAUCCAUCCAUAUCAGUUGCUCUGAUCGAAGCUGGGCCUACCGUCUUCAAUGACUCUCGAGUUCUCUCUAUCAGUCCUUCCGGGCCCGCAUGGGGUACUGAGCUCGACUGGAACUAUACAACGAUCCCACAGAUUCAUGUAAACAACGCUGUAUUGACAUACCAUGCGGGCAGAGACAUUGGCGGUACAAGCACCAUUAAUGGUAUGGUGUACCUUCGCCCGACUGCUGAAGAACUAGAUUCUUGGCCGGUCCUGGGGAACCAUGGAUACUCAUGGGACAGUCUCCUGCCUUACUUCAAGAAGAGUGAGCACUUGCAACUCCCCACUGAACCUCGUUCACUCUCCGAAGCGUCCUACGAGGCCGCCUUCCAUGGUUUCGCUGGUCCAGUCAAGGUUGGUUGGGGCAAUGAUUUAGAUCCCGCUGCUGGAUUUGGGCAAGCAUUGAACACAUCCUUCCAAGCUCUAGGGGUUGGAUGGAAUGUGGACCCAAACUCUGGCAACACAACAGGAAUUGGCUUGUUCCCGAUCGAGAAGGACACUGUUCUCCAAAUCAGACAAGACUCGGCCAGAUCGUAUUACUUGCCUGUCAUGGAUCGGCCAAAUUUGCAUGCUUUCACCAACACUACCGCCCUCAAUAUCGAUCUGGAUAACAGUAAAGCUCAUCACGGUCCUAAAAGACCGUUCAGGGCAAAAGCUGUGAACGUGAGCCUGCCCUCGGGCAAAAAACAGACUCUCUACUCCAAGCAAGAAAUCAUUCUUUCGGCUGGCACAUACAGAACACCUGGUCUCCUCGAACAGUCGGGAAUUGGCAAUCCUUCUGUUCUACGUAACUUAUCAAUCACUCCAAAGGUGAUUCUUCCAGGCGUAGGAGCUCACGUCCAAGAUCAAUGGCUAGUAGGCAUCAUCUACAAUACAAACAUCACCAUAGAUUCCGUAACAGCAGGUUACAACUCGAACCCUGUUACAGUUGCUCUGACUGCCGCUGAUCUAUUCGGCGAUGAUCUUGAGGCUACGGCUGCACAACUCUACAGAGAUAUACCGUCAUAUGCUCGAACACUUUCAGAAGCAAGCAACGGCGCCAUCUCUGUACAAGCACAAGAGCAGAUAUUGAGACUUCGAGCACGUCUAAUACUCAAAGAUAACGUGGGAACCGGCUCCUGCUCGUUUGGAAACUAUGGUGGUAAUUGCUGGGUCACACUACCCCUCUCUACAGGAAACGUCCAUUCCUCCUCCGACCCGUCAAACCCAAGAAUCAACCCAAACUUCAUGCAACUCCCCUGGGACAUCCUAGUAACCCAACGCCUAAUCUCCACCCUCCGAAAAGUCCUCUCCUCACCUCCCGUCCAACUCGCCCUCGGCCCCUCCGCCAACGUCGAGCUAUCCCCCGGCCUCGCAAACGUACCACUAAACGCCACCCUCUCCCAAUGGACAUCCUUUUUCCAAGCCGCUCUCGCUCCAGUCUGGCAUGCUGUAGGAUCUGCGGGCAUGAGAAGAAGGGAUUGGGGCGGAGUAGUGGAUACAAAGUUUAGAGUGUAUGGUGUACAAGGACUGAGAAUUGUGGAUGCAAGUGUUAUUCCAGUGGAGGUUAAUGGUAAUCCUACGAGUCUUAUUUAUGCAUUGGCGGAGAAGGCGGCGGAGGAUAUUUUAGCGGAUUGUGGCAGAGGUGGUAAGGGAAAGGGAUGGUGAGGUUUAAAUUGGCCCAUUUGCAAACCAUACUGCUAUGAGUGCAUAUUAU